AUGAGAGAAAACGCUGGAAUGACAACAUUUAGAGCACAGAAAUAUGUUGUCAAGGUCAUGAUUUUACAGGUAAAUGCUUUUAACCUUGUAGAGAAAGUUAUUGCCAUUUUUCAUUCUGUAAAAAAAGUUAAUGCUAUUUUUUCAAUUUUCAGGCCUUCUACCCCCUAAUACUCUAUUUCGUGCCAGUAUUUAUAUUAAUGUACUCGAUAUUAACCACCACCCCAUUUGACGUUAUUGGCUACGUUUGUUCAAUGUCAGUUCAACUUUUCACCCUCCUCAGCUCAUUAUCAGUACUCGUACUGAUACCAACUUAUCGAAAAACAUUGAUUCAUCGACGUGCCAGUCUACAUGUUACAGCAACCAAAAUUUAUACGAAUGAUGGCACCUUUGUUGAUCAUUAG
Molecule: messenger RNA, 401 nt
Organism: Bursaphelenchus okinawaensis
Lineage: Eukaryota; Metazoa; Nematoda; Chromadorea; Rhabditida; Aphelenchoididae
Source: the annotation of a GenBank genome assembly